Dendroctonus ponderosae (mountain pine beetle) is the source of this 2579-nucleotide messenger RNA. Its product is annotated as advillin-like. NCBI's taxonomy places the organism in Eukaryota, Metazoa, Arthropoda, Insecta, Coleoptera, Curculionidae. Gene Ontology annotation, biological process: cytoskeleton organization. The record is from RefSeq and is a predicted model, not a curated record. Gene Ontology annotation, molecular function: actin filament binding.
GAUGACGGAAUCACUGGCGACUCUCAAGGAAAUAUUGAUGUUGCUUUUAAGAAGAUUAACAAAAAUUUUGCCGACUUUCUUAUUUGGAGGGUAGAAAACAUGAACGUUCUUGCCCUUACAAAAGAUCAAUAUGGUACGUUUUACGAUACCGAGUCCUACAUUAUUUAUGCAGCAUCGCAAUAUGGACAGUCAUCUGGAAUUGACUCUGUAACUAGAGACAUUAAAGGCAAAGAAAUCGAGUACCAUAUACACUUCUGGCUUGGGCAAAAUACUACCCCUGAAAAAUCCGGAGUAGCAGCUUAUAAAACUGUCGAAUUAGAUAGCAUGUUGAAUUGCUCCACAACUCAACACCGAGAAACUCAAGAAAAUGAAAGCGACAGAUUUUUAAGCUACUUUAAAACUGGUUAUAGAAUUUUGAAGCCCGCAAUCAUCCAAAAUGGGAACAAGCAACUGCCAAAAUUGUACAGAGUGAAAGGGAAGUGUACUCCUGCCCUUAUUGAAAUGAACAGUGUGUCUUGGGAAAACUUUAGAAGUUCGGAUGUUUUCAUCAUAAAAGCUCCGCAAACAGUUUUCGUCUGGGUUGGUAGAGCAGCUAAUGUGGAAGAGAAACGUCAUGCCACUAUAAUAUCUCAAGAAAUGAAAGACCAAUACAAGAUUUCAAACGUGGUUUUUGUCGAUGAUGGUUACGAGAAAACAAUCGAUUCGGACAUUCAGAAACAAUUCAGCAAGUAUUUGCCAUUAGAAAAACGAGUUGUUCUGCCAGAUAAUGGGAAUGAAAAUGGAGAAGCUGGAAACCCAAAGUACAAUUUGCGAUUGUACAAAUGUUCCGAAAACAAUGGAAAAUAUAGAGUGGCUGAAGUUAGAAGCGGACCUUUAAAUUGUACGGAUUUAAAUUCAGAUGAUGUAUACAUUGUCGAUCAAGAAAUAAAUGGUAUAUGGGUGUGGGUGGGAAAACGUGUUAACGAAAAAGAAAAAAAUGAAGCUCUUAGAAACGCUCGAGGUUUUGUGAAGAAGAAAAAAUAUCCGGGAAACACCAAAGUGACGAGAGUGGUAGAUGGUUUGGAACCCAUCGAAUUCAAAGUCUUAUUUAAGCUAUGGAAAACCGAGCUACCGAAAGGCAAAGUUGCCAAAACGCCCCUGUUGAUAUCAAAGUUUGACCCGAUUAUUAUGGAAGAUCGACCCAGUCUGGCUGCAGAAACUCAACUUAUUGACGAUGGAUCGGGAGGAAUGACCUUAUGGCGAAUAAAAAAUACGAGAAUAGUUGAAGUGCCCAAGGAAAGACAUGGAUGUUUUUUCUCAGGCGAUUGUUACAUUACUUUAUACAGUUAUCACACCUCCAAUGAAGAGAAGCAUUUAUUAUACUGUUGGAUUGGAUCAUACGCCUCCCAAGAGGAAAUUAAUAUUACAACAUCAAAACUGACAGAAAUCGAUGAUGAACUCGGUCAGUUGGGUUUUCAAUGCAGAAUAAUUCAAGGACGAGAAACUGCCCACUUUUUACAACUAUUCAAAGGAAAAUUGACCAUAUUUAAAGGAAAAGGCGUAGAUUUUGACGAUUCUGGAAUGAACUUGAAAAAUCCCAAUCAGUACCUUUUACAAGUAUUUGGAUCUACAACAUACAGUGCAAAGGCAGAGCAAGUUGAUUCUGCAGUAUCUUCCUUGAAUUCAAAUUCCUGCUUCGUAUUCAGACGAGGAAAGAAAUAUUACGUUUGGUGUGGAAACUACUCAACCGGUGAUCAAAGGGAAAUGGCCAAAGGUUUUGCUGGAAAAGACUUUGAACUGUUGCUUGAAGGCAAAGAAAAGAGCGAUUUCUUUACAUUUUUGGGGGGUCCUGGAAGUUACCAAUCACAAAUGGUGCGUAACGAUUUCGACAUCAGACCACCUCGAUUAUUUUUUUGCAAUUCAUCUAAGAAGUUUAGUGUGACGGAAAUUUUAUUUUUCCAACAAAAAGACUUAUUGCCGGAGAAUGUGAUGUUAUUAGAUACCAGCUAUGCCCUUUACAUAUGGAUAGGCAAACUAAGUACUAGAGAAGACCAAAGACUAAGCAUACAAACAGCCUUGCAAUAUUUACAAAAUGAUCCUUCCGACCGGGACAUGAAUAUGACAAUUAUUCAUAUCAAGCAAGGGAAAGAAACGCCCACAUUUAUCGGAUUUUUUCCCGCCUGGGAUAGGAAGCUGUGGAAGUACUACAGAACGUUUUCCAAGAUUCGGCAAGAAAUCGAAUUAAAAAAUACGGACCAAAAGCCACAGAACGGGCACCAAAGCCGCAACAAUACAUCCGACAAUGGUGAUUUUGAUCACUAUGAAAAGUAUCCAAUCAAUAUUUUAAAGGAACCAAAUGAUCGAUUACCGGCUAGUAUUGACUCCCUUAACAAAGAGUUGCAUCUAACACAUGACGACUUUGUUUCGCUUUUUAACAUGACAUACGUUGAAUUCGAAAAAUUACCAAGAUGGAAAAAACAGGAAAUGAAGAAAAAAGUGGGUUUGUUCUAAAAAUAUUCUGACAAAUCUCUUUUUAAUGUAUGUUUAAAUAAAUGUUGUAUUAUUUCGUGUAGCAAGAAAAUAGCAACAUACUGUUGCUA